AUGGCGGAAAUCCGGAAGAACGAAUCCGCCUACACUGGACCGAUUUCGAAUGUGCUGGGUAUCUUUGGUCUCUCCAUGUAUACCACGGAGAAAACUCUUGAAGAUAUCUACGAGCCAUAUGGUAAUGUCGAAUCUUUCAAGCUGAUUUAUGACCGCGACAGUAGACGCUCACAUGCGUUCGGGUUUGUAACAUUUGUAAAUGAGGCCUUGGCCGAAAAGGCCCUUACCUCUACCAACGGAAUGCGUCAAGAUGCACAGGAGCCUUUUGAUAGCCAUUCAAAAGGCUAUCAAGUUGCCUUCUACCCCUAA
Mitosporidium daphniae is the source of this 309-nucleotide messenger RNA. RefSeq lists its product as uncharacterized. NCBI's taxonomy places the organism in Eukaryota, Fungi, Microsporidia. Bases 1 to 309 code for a protein of 102 amino acids. Gene Ontology annotation, cellular component: spliceosomal complex. Gene Ontology annotation, molecular function: RNA binding. The record is from RefSeq and is a predicted model, not a curated record. The transcript is spliced from 2 exons. Gene Ontology annotation, biological process: positive regulation of mRNA splicing, via spliceosome.